Molecule: messenger RNA, 2642 nt
Organism: Tigriopus californicus
Lineage: Eukaryota; Metazoa; Arthropoda; Copepoda; Harpacticoida; Harpacticidae
Exons: 4
Coding region: 33-2258 (741 amino acids)
Biological process (GO): sodium ion transmembrane transport
Cellular component (GO): membrane
Molecular function (GO): ligand-gated sodium channel activity
Source: RefSeq, a predicted model, not a curated record
UAGUCAACAUUGAGUCUUAGACUUGAACUAGUAUGGCCGUCAUGCUCAAGUUCUUGGAGGAGACCUCUAUCCAUGGUUGUAAAUACUUGGUCCAUGGCAGAACUAUUCUGAUGAAGAUGAUUUGGCUUGUGUCUAUCGUUGGAUGUGUCACAUCUUCAAUUUAUAUCAUUUACUUGAACAUCAAAAACUGGCAAAGUUCUCCGGCCGUUGUCACAAGUGUGGAACCCAUUCUGGUCAAGGAUCAGAUUCCCAUGCCUCAAAUAACCAUUUGCCCCAACGAUAUUGAUUUAAAUCUGCUGUUUUUUCGCUUGCACAAAAAAUAUCCGGAAUUGGUUACCGAAGGGCUCAUGGCUGCUUUUCAGAAGUCAGCACGAAUUUUGGCCUUUGAACAAUUCUACUCAAGGUGUACAGAAUUUCUUUUGGACAACCGAAGCUUUAAGAUUCAAAUUUUUGACCCUUGCAAGUCCAACAGUGGGAACAUCACCAGUGAAUGCCGGUUCGUGCAUUUACUCACGGCCAUUGUGAAGGUUGAUGGGGCAAAGUAUCUCAAACAAUACAUCACUGAGCAAAUGGAGACAAAUUUGACUAUAAAUAUGAAAUCAUUGGAAUCUUAUAUGGAAAAAGCAACUGGGAAAACCAUGACGGAGAAACGCUAUCCAGAAAAUGCACCUGGCAACGAAAAAUACAAAGUAUUGAAGGCAUAUUGCAACUUUUUCCAUGUGAUGGACCCAACAAAUCCAUCAGCAGAGGUCGGUUUACAGAGAUUGGAGGAUUACGAUAUUGACAAGACUCUGCCUCCAAUCCAAAAAGAGGAUUUCCCUCCCCUAUAUAUUCUUCUAUCUGAGCGACUGGCAUUCGAUAACGAUAAAAAGCUACAUACCAAAAUUCUGGCCAAGGCUUUGAUGGAGUCCCUACGCAACUUUCUUGGACUUCAAACCAUAGAAGAAGCAGUCAAACUUUUGGACGCUUACAGCUACGAUUACAAAGAACGGCCUUUCUUUCAAGCUUAUUUCUCUCGGGCCAGAAAUGGUUGUGAGGAUGUUGACCUCGAGAGACCCUGCUCAGACCCGUUCAAGGUCCAAUCUUGUCACGACUAUUGCGAGUUACUUAACAGGACAUCUCAUUUACAAUCCAAAGUAUUGGAGCUUCACCAUAUGGGCACCUAUUCCAGCUCCUUUGAUCCGGAUUGGUCACCCAAGGCUCUCAUUCCCAACUGCCGGUUUUGGUUGGAUGGCAAAUUCCACGAGGGUCCUUGCUUUCAGGACAUCGUCACAGCGAAUGGAAGAUGUUUGACCACCAACCCAGAGCUGAUGUCGAGCUUGAAGGAUUUAAACCAAAAGGAUAGCUUUGUGAUGAUCCUGUUCGAAGGUGGCGUGCUGAACAUCCAUGAGACGGUCCCACAUAAAACUGGAGCUAGCGUGACGUACAAACUUUACAUGACCGCACCCAACCAUUUCACCAUUGAUAAGUUUAGCGAACCCGAAACCACAGCCUUGAUAAUGAACCGAGGAGAUUCCGUUGUACAAGAUUUGGAUCUCAAAGUGGAUGUGAUUCAGGUCGUGAAGACCACACCCGAAUUUAAGGCCAUGAAAUGGCAAACCCGCAACUGUCUUUACCCCGAGGAAAAGAAGCUGAGUUUUUUUAACAAGUACUCAGAGUCCAGUUGUUUCUUGGAGUGUGCCUGGUCAAAGGCCAAGGAUCAAUGUGGUUGCGUCCCAUGGUUCUUGUUGGAUCACUUUCCCGACUCUUCGGUGUGCAUGAUCCAUGGCAAUAAUUGCUUUCGGAAUCUAAUCGAACUUCGAUAUGAACUCUUAAGGGAAGAUUGCGAAGCCAAUUGUUUGGCGGAUUGCGAUCGGUACACCUAUCAAUACGAAAAAGAUCGAAUUGCGCGGUAUUCUCCCCGUACUGUUUACCCUACCGAAUCGUGUUCUGAUCAUCUUGAGGACGUUCGCAAUAAUAUGACUUGCAACUUUGUGGACGAGUUUGCCAAGCAAUUUGGAUCAAGGGUGGGCAACAUUUCGGAGAGGAUCUUAACCUUCAACAACCAAUACUAUGUCCGUAGGAUGAGAAUCACGGCGAAGCGUCGGACUGCCCUAAGAAUCUUGAAGACGGCUACCGUGACCUUCAUCGAUAUGCUGUCCAACAUUGGAGGAACAUUGGGACUAUUUUGCGGAUUUUCAAUUCUCAGUGGGGUCGAGAUCCUUUACUGGAUCAUCAUUAUCCCUUAUCAACGAUUAUCCAAGACCUCUAGCCUUUAAACUCACUUUGCCAUUCCGAUCCUUUUUGCUCUCCCAACCUGGUGGAAGGUCCCGCUCCUUGCAAGAGAAUAUAUUCAGUAAGGCCACAAGGUCACGGUUGUGCUGGUAGCGUUCGUAGGUGGAUGCAUCUCGGCGGAUCCGUGAGAUCAUAUGUUUCACCGAUGACCUAUUCAAUAAGCUAGUGCAUGGAUGGUCAGAUUGCUGGACCCGUGUAAAAAAGUCGGAUCGGCAAACAAAUCGCACCAUCGGACUCUGCAAGAAUUAUACACAAUAAGCACAAAGAUAGAAUGGAUGUAAUCAUGGUGGUUGGAUCUGUGAUGCCUCACCUGAAUCAGCAACUCUUUUUGGCGUUCGGCAGUAAUAAAAGAGGCACUCUCACUAUAA